This is a messenger RNA of Diaporthe batatas, 1542 nucleotides long. RefSeq lists its product as uncharacterized. Gene Ontology annotation, molecular function: transmembrane transporter activity. Lineage: Eukaryota; Fungi; Ascomycota; Sordariomycetes; Diaporthales; Diaporthaceae. Gene Ontology annotation, biological process: transmembrane transport. The record is from RefSeq and is a predicted model, not a curated record. Bases 1 to 1542 code for a protein of 513 amino acids. The transcript has 2 exons.
AUGGCGCCUGAUAAGGCCACUGGCAACACCGAUGCGAUACAAUCCACAGAAGCCAGUGACUCGCCGUUAGAAAAAGGCGGACGAGCAGUAUCCCAACAAAAUGUUGAUAAUCAAGCCCUGCCAACGACGCACUCAAUAUUCAACAAAUGGGAGAAACGGUUCAUCGUCAUCGUGGCCUCAGCUGCCGGCUUCUUCUCUCCCAUAAGUGCCAACAUUUAUUUUCCGUCUUUGCAGGUUCUAGCCGACGAGUACCGCGUGUCAACAACUCUCAUCAACCUAACGGUAACAGUUUACAUGAUUUUUCAAGGAUUGGCCCCUUCUUUUACUGGAUCACUCUCGGACAAUUACGGCAGGCGGCCAGUCUACUUCCUCUGCUUCGUCGUGUACAUUGCGUCCAACAUCGGCCUCGCCCUGCAGCACUCCUUUGCUGCACUUGUCGUCCUCCGCUGCGUCCAAAGCUCAGGGAGCAGCGGUACGGUCGCCCUCGCCAACGCGGUCGUCUCUGAUGUUGCGACGGCCUCGGAGCGCGGUACCUACAUCGCCUAUGCCUCGCUGGGCGGUGUCCUCGGAAUAGCUGUCGGUCCCAUCCUGGGGGGCAUUUUCGCCGAAUUCCUUGGGUGGAGGGCAAUAUUCUGGUUCCUCGUCAUCAGCGCCGGUGUAGUAUUCUUCGUCUUGAUAUUUUUUCUGCCCGAGACUGCGCGGCUCGUCGUGGACAAUGGAGCAAUUCGGCCGCCGAGAUGGAACCUCUGUUUGUGGGACAUGAUGCCCAGCGUAAAGCAGAGGAGGGCCGCGCAUCACUCCACCAAGAUAUCCGAGCCUUCCAAGAGAGCUCUGAUAAAUCCGUUCGCGACCUUGAAGAUCUGUCUCGACAAAGAGGCAGCCAUCGUCUUGCUGGCUAAUGGUAUCUCAUACGCUGGUUACUACGCCGUUGCAAGUGCCAUACCAGCGCAAUUUGCAGAGAUCUACGGCUUCAACGCGCUCCAAAUAGGGCUGUCCUUCAUCCCAAUCGGAGUUGCCAGCGGCAUAUCAGCCAUGACCGUGGGGCGGGCAGUUGACUGGAAUUUUGCUCGCCAUGCCCGCCGACUGGGAAUCACGCCCGAGGAGGCAAAGAAGAAGAACAGAGAUCUCGGUGCUUUCCCCAUCGAGAGCGUCCGCUGUGAGAUAGCCCUUCCCGUGUUGAUCCUUGCGAGUAUCUCAACAAUCAUCUAUGGCUGGGUGCUCGACUUUAGAACGAGCGUUGCCGGGCCGCUCGUGAUGCUGUUUCCCGUCGGGUUCUGCGCGAGCGGGUUCUUCACCAUCCUCAGCAUCUUGAUGGUAGACAUCUACCCGGAUGCCCCAGCCGCAGCAACUGCGGCGAAUAACCUCGUCCGUUGCUGGCUGGGUGCUGGUGCCUCGGGUCUUAUCCUACCCAUGGUCAAUGGUAUGACCAGCGGCUGGGCAUACACUUUUAUUGCUUUUUUGUAUCUUCUCCUGGUUCCCCUUCUAUGGAUCAUUAUGCGAUACGGACCGAGGUGGAGAAAGGAACGUGUCGGCAAGGCCUAG